AUGUCUAUCCAAAGCUCCCCUAAACCUUCCUUCGAGUCCGAAGAUAGCGCGGAGUCUAUCCAAAGCUCAACUCAGUCUGCGGUCUCUUCUCAUCGACCCAGUAUCUCCUUUGACGCCAACGCACGCAGUCAAAGUCCGCGCCGCCGAUCCAUCCAAUUCAACGUCGGCAACGCGGAAAUGCAACUGCCCAAUCGCUCUCACAAUAUCAAGGAGAGGCGGCUUUCAUACGCCGAUGCACCGGUCAGAGAUCUAGAUGUAGAAAGAGAACCGCGGGCUCUAUCUACAAGUCGUGGACCUUCUCCGCCGCCGCCAAAGACUUAUGAGCGUGGUGUUUCAUUCAAUACCUUUGAUAACCGCGAUGCUUCAGAUUUCUCCCUGACACUCAACUACAAGCAUAAGGGGUAUCAGAGUACGCGGCGGAGCAGGACGUUUCUGUGUGGCACGGACCAGAAUGAAUACUCCGACUUUGCUCUUAAUUGGUUGAUUGAUGAGCUGGUCCAGGAUGGAGAUGAGAUUGUUUGUCUUCGUGCUGUGGAGAAGGACUCGGCCAUGGCGAGUGACGCUGGUAUCGAAGAGGGCAAGUACCGCCAGGAAGCCAAGCGGCUGUUCGAACAAGUCAUUCAGAAGAACAGCCAAGAUGAGAAGGCUAUCAGCUUGGUCUUGGAGUUGGUAGUAGGCAAAGUGGAGGAAAUCAUUCAACGAAUGAUCCGCAUCUACGAGCCUGUCAUGCUCAUCGUCGGAACCCGAGGUCGAAACCUCCAGGGUGUACACAGUCUCCUCCCCGGCUCAGUCUCCAAAUACUGUGUCCAGCACUCACCAAUCCCGGUGAUCGUCGUCCGCCCCUCGCCCAAGCGCGAGAAGAAAAAGAAGAAGCGCCGCGCGGACCCAACGCGACGCAGCUAUAACCACAUUCUCGAAAUGAGCGAGAAACGUGGCAGUCGCGUCUUCGACGGUACCUCCAGCACCGAAGGCAGCGCCCUCAAACUGCCCGGCGAAGAAGCUGCCGUCGCAUCGGCCCUAGGCCCCCCCCCAUCCUACUCCCGCAACCACUCGCGGAGUUCGCUGUCGGUCUCAGACCGAAGCAGCCUGAGCAUCGACGAUUCGGAUCCUGCCUUUCCCGUGCCUUACUCUCUAGACACGGUGCUCAUGAGAAGUCCCUUGAGUGGUAGCUCUGCUAGCUCGGAGGAGAUUGUGGUGGUCAGCGAGCCAAGCCCACAGCGAUCUAGUUCGCCAGAGGCUCAGGCUCCGCUGCCACCAAACUCGCCCUCCGAGCAGGAGCAAAACUCACCGGACGACUCAGAGCGCCCAGAGGUGGAACUGGAGAUGGCAGGGUCCGAAUCGUCCGAGGCCACUGCGAAGCGGCUGUCGAUCCCUGUGAUCGAAGUCUCUGCGGAGAGUGAGGGGAUAGAGACGGCUACGGCUGAGUGA
Penicillium subrubescens is the source of this 1428-nucleotide messenger RNA. RefSeq names its product universal stress protein. The record is from RefSeq and is a predicted model, not a curated record. Lineage: Eukaryota; Fungi; Ascomycota; Eurotiomycetes; Eurotiales; Aspergillaceae. The coding region runs from base 1 to 1428 and encodes 475 amino acids. The transcript is spliced from 3 exons.